AUGGGGAAGGAGUGCCUUCCUACCGUCGCCAUGGUGCUAGUGCAGCUAGGCUUUGCCGGUAUGAACGUGCUGUCCAAGCUGGCCUUGGACACCGGCAUGAGCCCCUACGUGCUCAUUGCCUACCGUAAUCUCAUCGCCGGCGUGUUCCUCGCUCCCGGCGCUUACUACUUUGAAAGGAGGAGUGGCAUGGUGAUCACCAAGAAACUACUAACCCAGAUAUUCUUUUCCUCUAUUUUUGGCGCGACGCUGAACCAGGUGUUGUACUUCAUGGGGCUCAAGUCCACAACGCCGACAGUGGCGUGCGCGCUCAGCAACACACUCCCGGCAUUAACCUUUGUCAUGGCGGUCGUCCUCAAGAUGGAGACAGUGAGGCUCGGGACGCCCUCCGGGCAGGCCAAGGUUUUUGGCACCGUCGUGUGCGUCGGCGGUUCCAUGAUCAUGCCCUUCUACAAGGGUCCGCUACUAAAGGUGUGGGCAUCCCCGAUGCACUGGCGCUACGCGGAGCACGCGACUGACGCGACAGCACUUCCCAGCGGCAACGCCGCCAUCGUCGGUGACGUCCUCAUCAUCCUCAGCUGUGUCGCCUAG
Triticum turgidum subsp. durum (durum wheat) is the source of this 588-nucleotide messenger RNA. The record is from the annotation of a GenBank genome assembly. Lineage: Eukaryota; Viridiplantae; Streptophyta; Magnoliopsida; Poales; Poaceae.